AUGAAUCCACAUAAACUCCAUUACCUUUUCUUCUGCACAGUAUUGUGUUCAAUAGUUUCUGGAGACACAAAAGCUCAGAUUUUUAACGAACGAGCUUCUCUCCUUACGUUCUUUUCCGGGAUCACUUCUGAUCCCGAAAACGUUCUUCAGAGCUGGAAUAGCUCUGUGAUUCCGGUAUGCAACUGGACCGGAGUCACAUGCAACCAAAAUCAUGAUUCCAUUCUCGAGUUAGAUCUCAGUGGAUCUUUGCUCCACGGAAUUAUAUCUCCCGCCAUUUCUCAACUUUCACAAUUAACGGUUUUGGAUCUUUCUAGAAAUUUCUUCGAGGGUGGCAUUCCGGGAGAGAUUGGGUAUCUUUCGGAGCUCAAACAGUUAAGUUUAUCGUCCAAUCUUUUACGUGGGAGUAUCCCGUUUGAAUUAGGAUUUCUUUCUAAGAUACAAUAUCUUGAUUUGGGAAGCAAUAUGCUCGUUGGAGACAUUCCAAUGGCGCUUUUUUGUAACGGGACAUCGGUCUUAGAGUAUGUUGAUAUAUCGAAUAAUUCGAUUAGUGGUCCGAUUCCAUUGACCGAAGAAUGUGAAAUCCACGAGCUACGGUUUCUUUUGGUUUGGUCGAAUAAGCUUACGGGAAGGGUCCCGAGAGCCUUAGCGAAUUCUUCAAAGCUUAAAUGGUUGGAUUUGGAGGUGAAUGGUUUCGAAGGGGAGUUACCGUUUGAGAUUGUGAAGAAUUUAUCAAACUUGCAGUUUGUUUAUUUAUCUUACAACCGUUUUUCGGGCCCACUCGAGCCGUUCUUUUCGGCUUUAAGUAACUCUUUGUAUUUACAAGAACUAGAGUUAGCUGGAAACAGACUUUUCGGAAAGAUUCCUGAUGUUAUCGGGAAUCUUCCGAAGAGUUUGGUCCAGUUGCAACUUGAUGACAAUCAGAUAUCCGGAGAGAUUCCUCUGGAUAUCAAUAACCUUCUGAAUCUCACCCUUCUCAACUUGUCUAGAAACCUCUUGACAGGAAAGAUCCCACAUGAAUUAUGCCUAAUGGAGAAACUCGAACGGCUUUACUUAUCGGAUAAUUUGCUCUCCGGUGAAAUCCCAUCAGCUUUUGGAAAUGUUUCGCGAUUGGGUCUUCUUGAUUUGUCAAAAAACCAACUGUCAAACUCAAUUCCCGACACUUUCUCGAAUCUGUCACAAUUACGGAGUUUGUUGCUUAACAACAACAAGCUCGUGGGAACAAUUCCCUCAAGCCUGGCACAAUGCGUAAAUUUGGAGAUUCUUGAUCUUUCGUAUAAUCAAAUUUCUGGCUUGAUUCCGAAUGAUUUUGCAAGAUUGAACAGCUUGAAAUUGUACCUAAACAUCUCACACAAUCACCUGAAUGGACCUCUACCACCGGAGCUCAGCAAGAUGGACAUGGUUCUUGCCAUGGAUUUAUCAUCAAACAACUUUUCCGGUGAGAUUCCGUCACAGCUUGGAAGCUGCAUUGCGCUCGAACACCUCAAUCUCUCUGGGAAUGCACUCGAAGGCCCUCUUCCCGAUUCAAUCGGGAAGUUGCCCUUUCUUGAAACAUUUGAUGUUUCAUUGAAUAGAUUGUCUGGAAAGAUACCAGUAUCUUUUCAGACAUCUUCCAAGUUGAGACAGCUCAACUUCUCAUAUAAUAACUUCUCUGGGAACGUAUCUUUUCCGUUUCUUGAUAUCAAUUCUUUCCUUGGAAACCCAGGGCUCUGUAGUAGUGGGAUGGAAGGGAUGCCAAAUUGCAAGAACAAGCGGAAAAAACACUCGAUUCAGCUGUGGGUUUUGCUUACCCUACUUGCCGUAGCCACCUUAAUCAUGUCUAUGAUUCCUGUAGUUUUCAAAUGGAAAUCAAAAAAGAAAUUUUCAAAAACUUUCAGCCGGAAAAUUGGGUUUGAAGAGGACGAUGAAGAGGAAAGAAAUGAACAGAGCUACCCAAAGAUCUCUCAUCAAGAACUCAUGGCAGCAACAAAUGGAUUCAGCAGAUCGAAUUUAAUCGGAACAGGCCAAUUUGGGCAAGUAUACAAGGGGAUUCUCAAAGACAACACGAAGAUCGCGGUGAAAGUUAUAUCUUAUACAAAAACCGAGGAAAGCUCUGGGAGUUUCAAGAGGGAAUGUGAAGUUUUGAAGAAUACCCGACAUAGGAAUCUGAUACGGAUCAAAACGAUCUGUAGCAGACCUGAUUUUAAGGCUCUCGUUCUACCUUUGAUGCAGAACGGGAGCCUUGAGGACCAUUUGUACCCAAAUGAUGGUCUAAGCCGUGUGAAUUUGGUACAAAUGGUCCGUAUUUUAAGCGAUGUGGCUGAAGGGUUAGCCUAUUUGCAUAACUAUGCUCCUGUUAAGGUGGCUCAUUGUGAUCUCAAACCUAGCAACAUUCUUCUCGAUGAUGACAUGAACGCUAUACUUUCGGAUUUUGGGAUUGCUAAAUUGGUGAAAGAGGAUCACGAGAAGAUCCCGAUGGCAGCUGGUGAGCCCCCUUCGGUUAGCUCGACUGAUGGACUGCUUUGUGGGUCAAUUGGUUACAUUCCUCCCGAAUAUGGUAUGGGUAGGCGAGCUUCAACACAAGGAGAUGUCUACAGUUUCGGAGUCUUGUUGUUGGAGAUGGUGACAAGAAAACGACCUACUGAUGUGGUUUUUGAUGAUGGUUCAAGCCUGCAUGAGUGGGUGAAAAGUCACUACCCAUACCCAGACAGGCUUGAACCCAUCAUAAAAGAAGCUCUUUUGGCCUACGGACCGAUGUCAUGUAGUAGUAAACUAUUGCACGACAUGAUCUUGGAGCUGAUCGAGCUUGGGUUGAUAUGCACACAAUACAACCCCUCGACUCGACCGACCAUGGUGGAUGUGGCGCACGAGAUGGCUACAUGGAAAGAAUACCUAUUUAGGCCUUCGGAUCUAUCGACUGAGUGACUGUUUAGUUUCUAAAAGACUAACAUACUUAGAUACAAUUCAUUUAUGUUUAUUGGUGAUGUUUGAUUGUGCAUUAUAUAUUUACUUGUAGCUUGUGCAAAGAAAAGUUGUACUCAAAUUUUAGUGAGUGCAUGAUUGCAUCGCGUCAUGAACAUGGACCAUUUUUGCCGCGUGAUUGUAUGCCAAAAGAGACUAAUGGGAAUG
This is a messenger RNA of Lactuca sativa (garden lettuce), 3105 nucleotides long. Its product is annotated as Leucine-rich receptor-like protein kinase family protein. Gene Ontology annotation, biological process: protein phosphorylation. The record is from RefSeq and is a predicted model, not a curated record. Gene Ontology annotation, molecular function: protein kinase activity; ATP binding; protein binding. Lineage: Eukaryota; Viridiplantae; Streptophyta; Magnoliopsida; Asterales; Asteraceae.